AUGCCCACUUAUCCGGAUUUUGACUCCGUGCCAAAAACUGCAGGGCAGCCUCAAGGGAAUGCCUGGGCUCUUUGGGGCGAGAAAGACGAAUUAGGAACCCUCAACUACUUGACUCCCGAAGUGAUAUUACAGGCAACCAAAGAGAUCAAGACAGGCGUCACAGUGCAAUUGGAUCUCCCGUUAAACCAUUUCGACCACCUUGGCGCCGGGCGACAAGGGUUCACCCACCAGAUCAUCGACUUCAAGGAGCGACUCAAAGGCACCGAUUUGGAGAUCGUUGCUCACGAUGAUGUAUUGACCUUGAAUACGCAGAGUAGCUCUCAGUGGGACGGUCUACGACAUAUCGGACUACAAGAGUCUGGCAUCUACUAUGGUGGAGUCAAGCACCGAGACAUCGACGAGAACCGGGCAGAUGGAAGGCUGGGGAUUCAGAAAUGGGUACAGCGCGGUGGCAUAGUUGGCCGCGGCGUUCUCUUGGACUACCAUGGAUGGCGCCAACAAACCGGGCAAGCCUCGGUCCCCAUCCCUUCGAACACGAUCAUCACCACGGAAGAACUGGAAGCAGUGAUCAAGCAUCAAAACACACAGUUACGCGACGGAGACAUCCUCAUCCUUCGCACGGGCUUCACAGACUGGCAUCUUCAGGCGAGUAAAAAGGAGCAAGAGGAGGCUUCCAAGCGAGGUGCAUUUAUUGGUCUUGAGGCGACGGAAAAGAGUGUCAAGUGGCUGUGGAAUCACCAUUUCGCCGCCGUGGCAACCGACACGCUCGGCUUCGAAGUCACUCCCAUACCGUUUAUGGAUCCCGGUGCGGUUCGCCUUCACGAAUGGCUUCUGGUUCACUGGGGGACCCCGAUCGGUGAGCUUUGGGAUCUCGAGCGGUUGGCAGAGGUCUGUCGGGAAAGGAAACAGUGGUCUUUUUUCUUAACAAGCGCCCCGCUUCAUGUGUAUGGCGGAGUCGGCACGCCGCCCAAUGCAAUCGCGAUUUUGUAG
Molecule: messenger RNA, 990 nt
Organism: Fonsecaea multimorphosa CBS 102226
Lineage: Eukaryota; Fungi; Ascomycota; Eurotiomycetes; Chaetothyriales; Herpotrichiellaceae
Exons: 3
Coding region: 1-990 (329 amino acids)
Molecular function (GO): arylformamidase activity
Source: RefSeq, a predicted model, not a curated record